Bombus huntii is the source of this 1530-nucleotide messenger RNA. It is a transcript of the gene eIF2Bbeta, whose product is annotated as translation initiation factor eIF-2B subunit beta. Gene Ontology annotation, biological process: translational initiation. Gene Ontology annotation, molecular function: translation initiation factor activity; guanyl-nucleotide exchange factor activity. Gene Ontology annotation, cellular component: eukaryotic translation initiation factor 2B complex. The record is from RefSeq and is a predicted model, not a curated record. Bases 336 to 1397 code for a protein of 353 amino acids. The transcript has 6 exons. Lineage: Eukaryota; Metazoa; Arthropoda; Insecta; Hymenoptera; Apidae.
GCCGUUAUGACCAAAAAAUAAACUGUAGCUAAUAAAUUAUCAAAUAUUCCUCGAAGUAUUUAUAACAAAAUUAAAUGUUGGAAAUCGAAAAUCGAACGUGUAGUGCACAUGUCACGCGGUUAAAUACACGUGCAACGCAACAGAGCCAAAUGAGAAGGAAAGCAAAACCAAGAACCAAUCAUUAUUUCAGUUUACUAGUAGUGGCGGUUGGCAUGUUGAUAUUAUCGAUAUAAUUUAAAUGAUAUUGAUAGAAAAAAUGUUCAGAACCUUCAUACUGCUUUUCUAGAAAGGAAUAAUAUUUACGAGAAAAAAAUUUCGAAUAGCUUUUGGUUAAAAUGAUUAACACGGAAGACGGGGAUAUUAACGAAGGAGUGUUAAAUUUAAUAAAUGAUAUUCAUUAUGGCGAUGUCAAUGGUACACAUAAUAUCGUAGUGGCUACUAUAUUGGUUCUGAAAGAUAUCAUAAAUAAUGCAGAAUGGACUACUGCUGAGAAUUUAAUCAAUAUAAUUACAAAAAAUGGAAAGUAUUUAGUGAAAGCUAUUCCCCUUGAAUUCUCUAUUGGAAAUAUGGUCCGUAGAAUAUUACAAAUAAUUAGAGAAGAAUAUACUUCCGAAUUAAAAAAUAAUACUGAUGAAACAGAUACACAAGAAUCCCUACAUAAAAUUCUCACUGCUGAAGGUGAUCAGGAAGUUGAUUUUAACAUUUCUAUACCUUCUUUAAAAUCAGCUAUCAUAGAACAUAUUAAUGAAUUUGAAGUUGAGUUAGAAACCUGUGCAGAAAAUAUUACACAGCAAGCUUCUGAACACAUUCAUUCUAACGAAAUUAUUAUGACAAUUGGUAAAUCUACAUUAGUGGAGGAAUUUUUUAAUAGAGCAGCUAAAACAAGAGCUUUCGAAGUUAUAGUAGCUGAAGGAGGGCCGUCAUUAAGUGGUCAUGAAAUGGCAGUAAAUCUAUCAAAGGCAAAAAUCAAAACUACUUUAAUAUCAGAUGUAGCAAUUUUUGCAAUGAUGUCUCGAGUGAAUAAAGUAAUAAUUGGUACACAUUCUGUCAUGGCAAAUGGAGGAUUGAGAGCUAUUUCAGGUUCACAUACAGUUGCUCAAGCUGCAAAACAUUAUUCUGUCCCAGUAAUGGUUUUACUACCACUGUAUAAACUCUCGCCACUCUAUCUUUACUCUCAUGAACAAGAUGGUUUUAACAAACAUGAUUCACCAUUGCAAGGUGUAAUUGAUGGUGCAAAUGCAUCUUUGUUAGAAAGAAUUCAUGUGUAUAAUCCAGUUUUUGAUUAUGUGCCCCCAGAAUUAGUUACAUUAUUUAUCUCAAACUCGGGUGGAAAUGCACCAUCAUAUGUUUACAGAUUGCUUAGUGAACUGUACCACCCAGAUGAUUAUGAAUUAUAAUAGAUAAGUGUAGAAACAUAUUUAUACAUGUAUAUUUGUAACCAAGCGCUUUUUGAAAUAAUUGUUAAAUUCUUCCCAAGUUAAUGCUUUUAAUAAAAAAAAUGGGAUAGGAACCAUAGAUAUUUAAAAGCAA